This is a messenger RNA of Anopheles maculipalpis, 3521 nucleotides long. RefSeq names its product probable phospholipid-transporting ATPase IIA. The transcript has 7 exons. Bases 24 to 3503 code for a protein of 1159 amino acids. Gene Ontology annotation, molecular function: ATP hydrolysis activity; ATP binding; ATPase-coupled intramembrane lipid carrier activity. Gene Ontology annotation, cellular component: endosome; plasma membrane; trans-Golgi network. Gene Ontology annotation, biological process: retrograde vesicle-mediated transport, Golgi to endoplasmic reticulum; phospholipid translocation; endocytosis. The record is from RefSeq and is a predicted model, not a curated record. Lineage: Eukaryota; Metazoa; Arthropoda; Insecta; Diptera; Culicidae.
CUCUCGUCCCGCCAUCCCGUAGGAUGAAUGUUGAACUGCGCGAUUUCGAGAUUAGUGAUUCCGAAACAGAGCUGCUCAUUGAACCAGCCGCAACGCGUGCCAAUCGACUAAACGGCCGUUCGUUUCGCAAUCGUCGCCAAGAAUCGUUCAAGCUGGGUUCCUUCCUGAAGAAGCUGUGCUGCUGCUGGUGCUGGGCAUGGCGAAAAUGGUGCGCUUCGAAGGAACUGAAACCCCGCACGAUCUAUAUCGGGCGGCCACUAACGGAAAAGUUCCCACCGAACGAGAUCCGGAACCAGAAGUACAACAUCUUCACCUUCCUACCGCUCGUGCUGUUCGAGCAGUUCCGGUUCUUUCUCAACCUGUACUUUCUCAUCAUGGCGGUCAGUCAGUUCAUACCGGAAAUUCGUAUCGGAUACCUGUACACCUACUGGGGCCCACUUGGCUUCGUGCUGGCAGUAACGAUCUGUCGCGAAGCGGUUGAUGAUCUUCGACGGCACAAGCGUGAUCGGGAGGUGAACUCACAGAAGUACAAACGGUUCGUGAGUGCGGAUAAGCCACCGGAAUCCGUUUCCUCAUCCAAGCUGAAAGUCGGGGACAUUAUAAUGGUGGAGAAGGAUGAGCGUGUACCGGCCGAUUUGAUACUGUUGCGAACGAGCGAUAAAAGUGGAGCCGUUUUUGUGCGUACGGACAUGCUGGAUGGUGAGACGGAUUGGAAGUUGCGGCUUGCGGUUCCGGCAACGCAGAAGCUUGCCUCCCAUGGUGAUUUACUGACGGUGAAUGCCUCGCUUUACGUAGAGAAACCGCAAAGAGAUAUCCAUACGUUUAUCGGUACUUACUCGAAGCUCGGUGGUACAGAAGAUGAGGGACUAAACGUUGAAAACACUCUCUGGGCAAACACGGUCGUUGCAUCCGGCACGGCGGUCGGUAUCGUCAUCUACACGGGCAGCGAAACACGCAGCGUUAUGAACAACUCUCAACCCCGCUCAAAAGUCGGUCUGCUCGAUCUGGAAAUUAACAAUCUCACCAAGGUUCUCUUCUGUGCCGUUAUCGGACUAUCCUUCGCUAUGAUGUGCCUGAAAGGCUUUAACGGUCCAUGGUAUCGGUACAUGUUCCGAUUUGUGCUGCUGUUUUCCUACAUUAUUCCGAUCAGUCUGCGCGUCAAUCUGGACAUGGGCAAAGCGUUCUAUUCGUGGCAGAUUCAAAAUGACGAUGAAAUCAAGGGAACAGUUGUGCGUUCUACUACGAUUCCGGAGGAAUUGGGACGCAUGUCGUACCUGCUGACGGAUAAAACUGGAACCCUAACACAGAACGAGAUGAUAUUUAAAAAGAUUCACGUCGGAACGGCCGCUUACGGACGGGAUACGUUUCCGAUGGUGUCGGCCGCUAUACAAUCCGUGUACGGGACACUUUCCGCACCGGUCGAUGCAUCACCAGACGAUCAUGGUUCCGAAUAUCAACCACGUUUACGAAAACCGGACGGAUGGCGUAUCUGGGAAUCGGUAAAAGCGCUCGCUCUCUGUCACAACGUAACACCGGUUUACGAAAGUAGCAGUGGAAAUGGUGCAAGUAGCUCUCUUUCUUCCACUUCCGGUACGGAACGUCGCCAAUCACCUUCGCGUUCGAUUUCGGUCGAAAGUCAGGCCGGGGAACCUUCCACCGGAAAGCCGGAAACUACAACGGAGAAAACCUACCAAGCAUCCAGUCCGGAUGAGAUUGCGCUGGUAAAGUGGACGGAAUCGGUUGGUCUAACGCUUGUGCAGCGUGAUCUGAACCACAUGACGCUCCAGAUUCGUGACGCAACACGGGAAAAUGGUCGCGGAACGAGCAUGAACGAGAACGCUUCCAUCAACACAACCGUGACGAACCUUUCGGUUAACUCGAAAACUGAUCUUAACUCACCGUCGAGCGGUGGCAGUGUGACGUCCCUGAACUCAAUCAUCGCUGCCGGAGCACCGGGGCUGAUGAAGUACCAAAUAUUGCAAACGUUUCCCUUCACGAGCGAAAACAAACGGAUGGGAAUUAUAGUGCGUGAGCUUAAUGGAGGCGAAAUCACGUUCUAUCUGAAGGGAGCCGACGUUGUAAUGUCGGGCAUUGUACAGUACAACGACUGGCUGGCGGAAGAGAGCGGUAAUAUGGCACGGGAAGGUCUGCGAACGCUUGUCGUAGCGAAGAAAGUUCUUUCCGAGGAGCAUUACAACGAUUUCGUGAUGCGUUACAAUGCCGCUAAAGUAAGCGUUACGGAUCGCGUUACGAAAGUGGCGGCCGUUAUCGAGAGUCUCGAACGUGAGAUGGAGUUGCUGUGUUUGACUGGGGUUGAAGAUCGACUGCAGGAUCGCGUACGGCCAACGCUUGAGCUGUUGCGGAAUGCUGGCAUUAAGAUUUGGAUGCUUACCGGGGAUAAGCUCGAAACGGCGACGUGUAUUGCGAAGUCUUCGCAUCUGGUUGGACGAAACCAGAGCAUACACGUGCUGAAGAGUGUGCUAACUCGCACGGACGCGCAUCUGGAGCUGAAUCAGUUCCGGCGCAAACAGGACUGUGCGUUGGUUGUGUCGGGUGAAAGCCUUGAGGUGUGCCUGCAGUACUAUCAACCCGAGUUUAUGGAGCUUGCCACGGCCUGUCCGGCGGUCGUUUGCUGUCGUUGCAGUCCAACGCAAAAGGCGCAAGUUGUGUCGCUUAUUCAGAAGUAUUCGAAAAAGCGAACGUGUGCCGUUGGUGAUGGUGGAAAUGAUGUGAGCAUGAUACAGCAGGCGGACGCUGGCAUUGGGAUAGAAGGGCGCGAAGGAAAGCAAGCAUCACUGGCGGGAGAUUUUAGUAUACCACAAUUUUCUCACAUUGCACGAUUGCUGAUUGUGCACGGAAGACGGUCGUACAAGCGUUCAGCUGCCCUGUCACAGUUUGUCAUCCAUCGUGGGCUGAUCAUAUCGACGAUGCAAGCAGUAUUUUCGGCCGUUUUCUACCUUUCAUCGGUGGCACUCUAUCAGGGCUUUCUGAUGGUUGGGUACGCUACACUUUACACCAUGUUUCCGGUGUUUUCGCUUGUGCUGGAUCAGGACAUUAGUGCGAACAUAGCGAUAACGUAUCCGGAGCUGUAUAAGGAGCUGUCGAAAGGUCGCAGUUUGAGCUACAAAACGUUCUUCAUGUGGGUGUUGAUCAGUAUCUAUCAAGGCGGUGUGAUCAUGUACGGUGCGCUGAUUCUGUUUGAGGACGAAUUUAUUCAUAUCGUAGCGAUCAGCUUUUCGGCCCUCAUCCUAACGGAGCUGAUAAUGGUGGCGCUAACCAUUCGUACGUGGCACAAACUGAUGGUUAUAGCGGAACUAUUCAGUUUAGUGCUUUACAUCGUUUCUCUUGCCGUACUGCACGAAUACUUUGACUGGGAGUUUAUCUGGUCGUGGGAUUUCCUGUGGAAAGUACUGGUCAUCACCCUGGUCUCCUGUCUUCCGCUGUACAUUCUAAAAUUCCUGCGCAAAAAGUUCUCACCACCAUCGUACUCGAAGCUCUCGUAAUCAGCUCGGCAUACGGUU